AUGUCAGCAAGUAACAAUGUGCCGGGAAGUCAGUAUGGCGUGUCCCCCCAGCAGCUCCGCGAGCUCAUGGAGCUCAGGGGCGCCGACGCUCUGCAGCUCCUUCAGGAAGAAUACGAGUCCGUGGAGGGCGUGUGCCAGCGCCUGCGGACUCACUCUACGGAAGGUGUGUCCAACUCCACCGAGGACCUCCUGCGCCGUCGGGAAGUCUUCGGCGCGAACGAAAUUCCUCCGAAGUCCCCGAAGUCCUUCCUGAGACUGAUCUGGGAGGCCCUGAAGGACACCACACUCAUCAUCCUUCAGGUGGCGGCCGUCGUGAGCAUCUGCCUCUCGUUCUUUCACGCUGAGGAUAGUUUGAUGGGUGAGGAGAAGGAGCAGGCGCCGCCGUGGAUCGAGGGCGUGGCCAUUUUAGCGGCGGUCAUCGUGGUCGUCUUUGUGACGGCCUUCAACGACUACAGCAAGGAGAGGCAGUUCCGGGGAUUGCAGAAGAAGAUUGAGAAUUCCAACAAAUUCUCGGUCGUGCGAGCAAGAAGCGUCGUGCAAAUUCCUGUCUCAGAGAUCGUCGUCGGAGAUGUCUGUCAGAUCAAGUACGGAGACAUGCUGCCCGCCGACGGUUUGCUCAUCCAAGGGUCUGACCUGAAGGUGGAUGAGUCCUCCUUGACGGGAGAGAGCGACCACGUCACCAAGACACCUGUAACAGACCCUAUGCUCUUCUCAGGUACGACUGUCAUGGAGGGAAGCGGCAGAAUGGUCGUGACGGCCGUGGGUGUCAAUUCUCAGGCUGGCAUCAUCAUGACACUCCUUGGUGCCACAGACAAAAGCAAGGACGGAACGAAAGGCAAAGGCAAGGAAAAGAAACAGGAGGAGAAAUCAGAAAAAUCUGUUCUUCAGCAGAAACUCUCCAGAUUAGCCAUUCAAAUCGGCUAUGCGGGCUCAGCCAUCGCAAUCCUGACCAUCAUCAUCCUGGUCGUGAAGUUCAGCGUCAAGACCUACGUGAUGGACGGCCUCCCCUUCAGCAUCCGACACGUGAACACCUUCGUCCACCACUUCAUCAUAGGCGUCACGGUGCUGGUGGUGGCCGUGCCGGAGGGUCUGCCGCUCGCCGUCACCAUCUCGCUCGCCUUCUCCGUCAGGAAAAUGAUGAAGGACAACAACCUAGUGCGACACCUGGACGCCUGCGAGACCAUGGGCAACGCCACCACGAUCUGCUCCGACAAGACGGGCACUCUCACCACCAACCGCAUGACGGUCGUGGCGGCGCACAUUGGGGGCCGGACGUAUAAAACGCUCCCGACCUACGAAGUCCUCCCCGCCAACCUGGCCGAGCUCCUGGUCCUCGGGAUCAGCGUCAACACCAACUACACGUCGAAGGUCGUCCCCUCCGAAGUGCCCGGCGAACUCCCCAAGCAGAUCGGCAACAAGACCGAGUGCGCCCUGCUGGGUUUCGUGGGCGAGCUGGGCAAGAACUACCAGACGAUCCGCAACCACUACCCGGAGGAGAAGUUCGUCAAGGUGUACACGUUCAACUCGGCGAGGAAGUCCAUGUCGACGGUGAUCUCGCUCGGCGUCGGCGGCUUCAGGCUCUUCACCAAAGGGGCGUCGGAGAUCGUGGUGAAGAAAUGCGCUUACGUCCUGAACGAGAAGGGCGAAGUCGAGACCCUUUCCAUCGAGGACCAAAAGAAGAUCGAGAUUGACGUCAUCGAUCGCCUGGCCUCCGAGGGACUGAGGACGAUCGGUCUCGCCUACAAGGACUUCGUGCCGUACCACGCCGAGCUCAGCCAGGUAGAGAUCGGCAGUUCUCCUCCUAAUUGGGACGACAUGGACGAAAACGUGACAAAUUUGACCUUAUUGGCUAUUUUGGGCGUGGAAGACCCCGUCAGGCCAGAGGUGCCAGAAGCCAUCCACCUGUGCCAGCGAGCGGGCAUCACAGUCCGAAUGGUCACCGGAGACAACAUCAACACAGCGCGUUCGAUAGCCACCAAAUGCGGUAUCCUAACUCCCAACGACACCGGCUUCGUCUUAGAUAGCAAGGAGUUCAACCAGAAGAUUCGGGAUGAAAAAGGCGAGGUCUCCCAAGAAAUGUUUGACCAGGUCUGGCCCCGUCUCCGCGUGCUGGCCAGGUCGUCGCCGCAGGACAAGUACAUCCUGGUGAGGGGCCUGAUCGCCUCCAAGGCCACGCCCACCAGGCAGGUCGUGGCGGUGACCGGCGACGGAACCAACGACGGCCCGGCUCUCAAGAUGGCGGACGUCGGCUUCGCUAUGGGCAUCACGGGCACCGACGUCGCCAAGGAAGCCUGUGAUAUCGUGCUAACAGACGACAAUUUCACCUCUAUCGUCAAGGCUGUCAUGUGGGGCAGAAACGUUUAUGACUCCAUCGCCAAAUUCCUUCAGUUCCAGCUGACUGUCAACGUUGUGGCAGUCACUAUCGCCUUCGUCAGUAUUUGUAUCAUUAGCGAUACGCCUUUGAAGACGGUGCAGAUGCUGUGGGUCAACCUCAUCAUGGACACCCUCGCCUCCCUCGCCCUGGCCACGGAACCCCCCUCGCGCUCCCUCCUUCACCGCCAGCCGUACGGAAGGACGAAGGCCCUCGUGUCCGGGGUCAUGCUGAGGAACAUCCUGGGUCAGGCCGUGUUCAUGAUCCUCGUCAUCUUUCUGCUGCUCUUUUACGGUCACAUCUUGGUCGACAUCGAAGACGGCCUCAACGCAGAGCUUGGGGAGCCUCCCUCGCAGCACUUUACCCUCGUUUUCAACACCUUCGUUAUGAUGACGCUCUUCAACGAGGUCAACGCCCGGAAGAUCCAUGGAGAACAUAAUGUGUUCGAAGGCAUCACCAAGAACCCGCUUUUCUAUUGCAUCUGGUUCGUCACUUUCGGUGCUCAGGUCAUCAUCGUCCAGCUGGGAGGUCUCGCCUUCUCCACCUCGGCCCUCAACCUGGAGCAAUGGCUCUGGAGCAUUUUCUUCGGGAUCAUGACCCUCUUGUGGAGUCAGGUCGUCAACUCCAUCUUCUCCGCUAUCCACUACGGCAAGGGGAGAUUCAAGCACUUUGAUUGGGCUGUUGGGUACACAGAGGUUUUCUCGUUCCUACCAAAAAUCCCUCGAAAUCCGGAUGUCCCUGACAAAUCUAUUUGGAAAUCUCGAAAUCCCGGUAAUUUUGGGGAGAUUUUGGCCGAAGCGUUUGGAGAAAGGGAUUGUGAUCGUGAUUCUGACUUGCACUACCUUACGUCGUUCUCUCCAAUCCAGUGUGCGGAUUGUUUAUCGUUAACUGUGGACACAGCUUAA
Penaeus vannamei (Pacific white shrimp) is the source of this 3276-nucleotide messenger RNA. The record is from RefSeq and is a predicted model, not a curated record. NCBI's taxonomy places the organism in Eukaryota, Metazoa, Arthropoda, Malacostraca, Decapoda, Penaeidae.